Messenger RNA from Ornithorhynchus anatinus (platypus), 4114 nucleotides. RefSeq lists its product as uncharacterized. The record is from RefSeq and is a predicted model, not a curated record. Lineage: Eukaryota; Metazoa; Chordata; Mammalia; Monotremata; Ornithorhynchidae. The transcript is spliced from 15 exons. The coding region runs from base 397 to 3603 and encodes 1068 amino acids.
CCCCUGGCAAGUGGCCCUCUGCCCUGUCCACCCCACCGGCCAGAAGACCCCUCUAGAAGUGACCGUGUCCUGCCGGGAGAAGUGGGGAGGUGUCGAAGCCAGAUGCCCCGCGUGUGAGCAGGCAGUGCAGCCAGAAAGGGAGCAGGAACCGAUCAACCCAUGCUAUUUGCUGAGCACUUCCCUGGCACUGAGCGAGUGAGUAAGCCCUGCCCUCGGCGUCCAGUGGGGCAGAAGUGAGCCCCCCACUUCUCCGUCCCCUAAGGCUGAGAGAAAGAGAAGCCGUCAAACCCUCGGGAGGUUCGCAGUCGCCGGACUGAGGCAGCGGGGCUCCUUCUCCUCCUCCUCCUCCUCCGGGCAGCUCCCCGUGCCUGCAGCCACCUCCGCCACGGCCUGGUCAUGGCGAAUGCGGCCCCGCUGACGGUCCUGUUUCUGUGUUCGCUCCCACUGGCCUUCCCCGAGCCCGCGUCCCCAUCCCCGCGGCCCGCGCCCCCCGCUCCUCUACCCGGCCUCUCCUCCCUAACCCUCUCCCCGAGCCCCGAAUCCGCGCCCCCCUCCCCCGGACCCGACCCCACGGCCGCCCCAUCCCUACUCAUCAACGAGAUCAACGCGGACAACCCCGGGCAGGACAAGAGCGAGUUCGUGGAGCUGUGGCACAGCAGCGGGGGGCGGGUCUCGCUGGAUGACUAUUGCCUCGUCUUCUACGACGGCCACAAGCUGACGGCCUACCGGGCGCUGCGGCUGACCGGCCUGGCCACCGACGACGCCGGCUUCUUCCUGGCCGGCUCGACGGGCCUGCAGCCGCCUCCUGCCCUCCCGCUGCCCCCCGGGACCAUCCAGAACGGGCCGGACGCCAUCGCCCUGCACCGCGGGGGCUCGGCCUGCCGCGAGGGCCAACCGGUCACCUCCCGGGGCUUGGUGGACGCCUGGGUCCACGCGUCGCGGCGGGAGCGGCGGCCUGAGGAGCUGCUCCGGGUGCUGACCCCCGGCCGGGAGCCCCUGCUGGAGGACGCGUCCUUCCACGUCGGGGAUGAGUCCGUGGAGCGCUGCCCCGGCCCGGGAGGGAGCUGGACCUUCCAAGUGGCCGAGCCGUCCCCCGGCCGAGAGAACCCCUGCAUCCCGUACGCCCAGCUCAACCGGUCCACCUUCUUGGUCAGCGAGGUGCUGCCGCCCGCGGGGGCCGCGCCGGGCUUCGUGGAGCUGCAGGGGCCGCCGCUCGGCCCGCUCCGGGGCGCCGUGCUGGUGCUGGUGGACGGGCGCACCGGCUCCGUGGCCUCCUCCCUCAACCUCAGCGGCAGCACCGACGCCCACGGCUUCUUCGUGCUGCGGACAGAUCAGAGACGCCCCGACGACCCCGGGCCCCUCCUCCUGGCCCCGGGCCCCGCAGCCGUCGCCCUGUACCGGGAAGCGGGGCAGAGGUUGGAGCCGGGCAAGCCCCCUCCCUCUGCCGGCCUGCUGGACGCCCUGGUGUACGGUCCCGAGGGCACCGUGCCCGCUUCCCUGCUGGAGGCUCUGACGCCGGGCCGUCCGGCCUUGGUCACCCCCGGCCCCCCGCUCGCAGGGUCCGGCGCCGCCCUGGCCACCUCUCUGAGCCGCUGUAGCUGCUGCUCCAUCUCCCGCGACUCCACGCUGUUCGCCGCGGGGACCCCGACCCCCGAGCGGCCCAACGACUGCCCCUCCCGCCGCCACGGCCUGCAGCUGGCCUUCUGCCUCCACACGUGUCCCGAAUCCUGCCCCGACCACAACUGCUCGGCGUGGCUAAAGGAAGAAUCGACGUUGAAGGUCAAUCUGGCUCUGCGGUUGGAGGCCGAGUGUCACUGCGGUGUCACCGCUGUCUACCUCAAAGAUUGGACUCUGAAGUGCCAGGGCCUGAAGCUGAUGGUCUCUGCGCUCCUGGUCGCCAAGUCCUCUGAGCAGCAGCAAGGCCUCGACUUGGCUUUGAAACGCGUCCUGGCUUCUCCGGAGCCGUGGUGGGCCGGGACCGACAAGAAGGCCACGCUCGCGUCGCCCUGUUCCUUGGAACCCUCGCCAGUCCCCGAGCUCCUGAUCAAUGAGGUGAACGCGGACAGCCCGGGGGUGGACGAGGAUGGCGAGUUCGUGGAGCUGUGGAGCCCGGCGGGCCCCCGGGCCCUGGACGGCUUCUGGCUGGUGCUGUACAACGGGCGGGACGGGCGGGCCUACCGCGUCCUGGACCUGCGGGGACAGCGCACGGAUGCGGCCGGCCUGUUCCUGGUCGGCUCGGCGAGGCUGACCCCCGGCCUGACCCUGCCCCCGAGCUCGCUGCAGAACGGGGCCGACGCCGUGGCCUUGUUCCGGGGGCCCCCGGGGGCCUUUAAGAAGGGGGAGCUGGUCACCGCGCGAGGCCUGCAGGACGCUCUGGUGUCCUCGGCCUGGCCCGGAGAGCGGGCCCAGCGCCUGCUGGACUUCCUGACCCCCGGGCAGGAGCUGCGGCUGGAGAAGGGCCCGGAGCAGAGCCUCGGGGACAUGUCCCUCAGCCGCUGUCACAGCGUCCAGCCCCGCAGCCAGGCCAGCUUCCAGCUAACUCGCGUGACGCCUCUCUCGGAGAACGCCUGCCCCCCACUCGUGGUCCCCAGCCCCUCUGGGCCCCCGGCCCCCGUGGUCAUCAGUGAGCUGAGCUCCACUCCGUUUGUGGAGCUGCGGGGAAAGACUGGAACCAGGAUGGAUGGGCUGGUCCUGGCGCUGCUGGGGCCAGAUGGCAUCGUGCAGACCAGCCUCCCGCUGCGCGGCCUUGUCCGGACCCCCGGCUUCUUCCUCGUCGCCCCCAAAGAAGGGGAACCUCUGCCAGACCAGCAGUGGCCGGGCUCGGCGCUCCUGCCACGGUCCGGGGCACUGGCCGUGUACGACAGCCGCUUGGCCAGAGUGGUUGUGGGCCAGACGAGGCCUCGGGCUGGGCUCCUGGAUGCUGUGGUGUUCGGGAGGGAGGCUGGAGCAGAACCCGGCCCACUGGCCCUCCUGGGGCCCACUCACUUCUUAGCCAGUGAGAGAGGAAGCCUCUGGUCCCUGAGCCGCUGUUCCCCGCCCGGCUACGAUGCUCUGGCUUUUGCUUCUUCGGACCCCACUCCCGGCUCGGUCAACAGCUGCCCCACCCGCCUCUUCGCCCUCGCCCUGGACCUGUGUCUGCCGGCGCCCAACUGCUUGGCUGAGGCGCAGCCCUCCGCGCCGACGGUGACGGCCGCGCAGCGCGCUCUUGUGAACGCAGUUAACCAGCACUGCUCCUGCGGCAUCUCCGAGUUCUACCUGCAAGAGACCCACUUCUCGUGCUCGGCGGCCGCCCUGCGCGUGUCCGGUCAGCUGUGGGCCCGCUCCCCUGAGCAGCGGGGCCGACUGUCCGGCUGGUACACCGACCUCCCUGCCCAGCUCCCGCCUGAGGGCGGGGCCAGCGCGGGCCCUGCCUGUGUGGCUUUGGGGACCGAGAGGGCUCCAAGCCGCGCCUCUCUUCGGGCCUGGGAGACGAGUCUCAUCGUUUUGGGGAGCCUGCUGGUCCUCGCGCUACUGGGAGCCCUUUGUUACCUGCAUAGACGCCGCCCCGAGCCCUUCAGCCACAUCGAGCUGACCGACCGUGAACAGAUCAAAUUGGACUUCUGAAUCCGGAGCCCGGCCUAGGCCCCGGACCCCUGCCCUGCCUGGAGGACUCCCCUGACUCUGUGCGAGACUCUCAGCCCUGGUUCUGCUGCCCCUGGCCCCUGGGCCCACCGGUCUCCAUCAUCCUGUGAUCACUCGGGGGUGGAUGGCAGUGCCUGGGUUGGGGCUGUGGCUCCGCCCUCUGCCCCUGGAUCUCUCCAGCCCAGACUGGGAGUGGGGGUGGGUGGAGAGCCGGGUCUAGUGGAAGCCCCGAAGGGCCGCUACCUCCGGGAAUGACCACUCGUCGUUCUGGCCAGGCUGAUCAGGCCCUCAGCUUCCCCAGCCUGGGGGCAGGGGGUCUGCUCGCCCAGCCCGCGGGCCCAGAAGGGGUGGGGGGGUCUUGCGGGGCGCUCAGAGUUGGGCGACUGGGGGGAGGACUCGAGGGCUUUGGGAAUGCCCGGGGGUAGUCAUCCUUCUUAUUUUCCAAAAGAUCUUUGGCCCCCGCCCCACUGGUCCGGGCGUGGCGGGAAUGAAA